Molecule: messenger RNA, 3320 nt
Organism: Notechis scutatus (mainland tiger snake)
Lineage: Eukaryota; Metazoa; Chordata; Lepidosauria; Squamata; Elapidae
Gene: SYCP3
Product: synaptonemal complex protein 3
Biological process (GO): meiotic cell cycle; spermatid development
Cellular component (GO): synaptonemal complex
Source: RefSeq, a predicted model, not a curated record
AUGGCACCAUCAGGAAGAAAAUCCACAGGAAAAACAACUAAACUGACACAGGAAGGUUCAGCAGUACAUGUCUAUAAAUUUGAAGAUGAUCUAAAAAAACAUCUGAGUGGUUCUGAUGAGGACAUUAGAGAAGAUGAAGCUCCAGUGAUUGAUAAACAUGGGAAGAAAAGACCAGUAACUCCUCAUGCCGGAGUUGAGGAUGAUGUUGGGGGAGAAGUGCAGAAUAUGCUGGAACGAUUUGGAGCGGACAUUAACAAAGCUCUUCUGGCUAAAAGAAAAAGAUUAGAAAUGUAUACAAAGGCUUCCCUUAAAACAAGCAACCAGAAAAUAGAAUUUGUUUGGAAAACGCAACAGGAACAAAGGCAAAAGGUUAACCAUGAGUAUUCUCAGCAGUUCCUGCAUGUAUUUCAACAAUGGGAUGCCGAUAUACAGAAAGCAGAGGAACAGGAAGAAAAGCUAGUGAAUGUUUUUCGACAACAACAGAAAGCUUUCCAGCAAGCAAGAAUAGUUCAAAGUCAAAGGCUGAAAACAAUUAAGCAGUUGUAUGAGCAGUUUUUAAAGAGUAUGGAAGACAUGGACAAGACUCAUGAAAGUCUUUUAGCAGGGGCACAGAGUGAGCUUCGCAAAGAAAUGUCCCUAUGGCAAAAGAAAAUAAUGAUGGACACACAACAGCAAGAGAUGGCAACUGUUCGCAAAUCUCUUCAGUCCAUGUUAUACUGAUGGUUCAGUGGAGAAACAACUUGUACCUAAAUAACAUGAUACAAGUAUAUACAUUAGCCAUUGUGAGGAGAAAAAGGAGACUGUUUCACAUUCCAUGUUAAAAAUUAUAUGUGUCUGAAUACUUCAUAGUUACAAGAGAAAUCAACAAGUAAUAAAAACGAUUACUGUUUUUUCAUUUUUCACAAUAUGAUUCUUUUAUUUUAACAUACUUUUUCCUUCAUUUUCAAAUUACAAAUGUAAAUGCCUGGAUUAUGAUAGUAUCUGUAAACUUCAAAAUAUCUAUACUGUAGAUUUAUCCCUAGUUAGGCACAGUGAUUACAUAAGUCCAUUAGCUGAAUUGGAAAUGUAAGUCAAAAUGAAAAAGUCCUAAAAGCUGGGGAGGGGAAGCAUUACACACAUUAGAAGUAAAGUGCUUACAUAAGAAUUGAACAGUAUUGUUUAUAAAUUCCUUGCUAUCAUAUGCUAAAAUAUUACAAUGUAUGUUUUCCAGAUUUACUACUGAAAUAAUUUAAACGUAUUAAUAUGUGGUAUAAUGUACUAUUUGAAGGAAAAGUUAUGGGCUAAUAAAUUGAUACAUCAAACCUAGUGUUUUGAAAAUACUAGUUUAUGUAAUUAAGUUAAAAACUCCUAAAGUACCAUUGCACUGAUUAUUGAAUAGAGUAAGAAAGCAUUAAUUUCCAACUGAAAUGUUUCUUACGAUCAAUUGAAAUACCAAAACGUUGAUUCAAUGAGCUUACAAAUCAAAAUUUGAAAAGUUAAUUUACAUUUUCACAGGUUUAACAACAUUUAAACAUUACAGAUGCAGUAUUUACACAGUUUUGGAAUAGUUAAAGCAAUUUAAAAUUGUGUUUGACUUUUAAAUCUGAUUUUUUUUUAAAAAAUUAAGUAUUUCUUCUGUUUUUCACCAAAACUUGCUUUGACAUAUUUGAUUAUAUUUAAAUAUCAAGGUUUGGCACUUACUAAAUAUCAUAAUGCCACUGCAUUAAUUAUUUUCUAUAUAGAAUUUACCAUGGUUGCAUAAUGGCAAUUUUUCAACUGAAUCUGCAAAUGUGAUUUUUAUAUAAAUAGCUUAGGAGGCUUUUUUUUUUAUACCUCAUUUAAAACUCAAGGUAAUAGAUUAUUCUAUUGGGUUUCCUAAUUUCUAGAGAGAUAUAAUAAUUAGUAAUGCAGAUUGGAUUUUUUUUACUAAUAUAUUAGCAGUGGCCACUUGGAAUUGAUUCCCCUAUGAAAGUGUAAUAGAAAUCAGCAAAAAAAUAUUUAAAAAAUCAGCAAUAUUUUAAAAAGAAUCAAACUAUCCUGACUACACCUACAACAACUGUUUUUAUUAUACAGUGUCAAAACUAAGAUGAACCACAUUUUUAAAAUCAAGCAUAAUGUCUAUUACAUGUGUUCAGUCAUGGCUUCUAUGUCAUAUUUGCUUUCCAUAACCUAAGAAUCAUUUUUGAAAGAUAAAUUCAUAAAUUAACAAAUUUAAUGCCUCAGGGUUGCAUGAAAAACAAACAAACUAUCAUUUAACAUACAAGGAAAGAACUGUGGUUGUAAGUUUUUCUAGAGACAUAAACAUUCAAAAGGAGGAGCACAUAUUGCUGGCUAUGCAAGAUAAUUUCUAAAAAUGUUAAUGUAUAUAUUAAAAAUGCAGGUAUGUAUUCCCAAAGUACUUGUAACACAUUUGUGUAAAUGAAAAUAGACUUGUUUUAAAUGUAACGGACCAAAUUAUUUUAUGCUAAAAAAUGAAAUGGCUUCACAUUUAAAAAAAAAGAGAUUGAUUUCAUUCUAUCUUAUAUCCAAGAUUCCAUUGCAGUACUUCUUCCCACAUCACUCCCAAAUUUUCUUUUUUAUAAACAGCUGUCUGGGAAGUUACAAUUUGCAAAUAGCAAAAUAAGGCAUUAAUCCUGUAUUUUCAUAUGAUGAAAAGCAAAUACAGGUAAUCCUUGGGUUAUGACCAUUCAUUCAGCAACCAUUCAAAGUUACAAUGGCACUGAACAAAUGGUACUUAAGAUGGGUCCUUAUACUUCUAUCCAUUGCAACAUAUCUGAUCACAUGAUCAUGAUUUCUGAUGUUCCCUGCCAGUUUCCCACAAGUAAAGUCAAUUGGGAAACUGGUCAAAAAUUGCAGCCAAUGCAAUUUAGCAAUGCCAGCUGGGACUGCUGUUGCUAAGUGACAAUCGAUGUUGUGCUUUAUAACUUGUUUAAUGACGGGAAUUCAGGUCCCAAUUGCCAUUAUAAGCUGAGCACUACAGCUUGGGGGGGAAAUGUCAGAUGGCAGAGGAGGAAAAUGCUUAAAUGUUUCUGUCUACUGCAAACUUUAACUGAAAGUCAAAACUGCAAACUUUUGUACAGCCUGAAAAGAAUACCAUAUCCUUUUAAUCACUGAUUUCUUUAACUACAUUGGUUAAAUUUUUAGCCAAUUUCUUGAAAGCUCAAGGCAUUUACAGAAUGUUCAAUGAGCUAUUUUUGUACUAUAUAGUAAUGGUAAAUUUACUCUCCUAAAAAGUCAAAUUCAUUCAUGGAAUAGUCCAUGCUAAUGAUUACCUACAUUAGACUUUCAACCAUAAGUGUAUACAAACAGAAAGUAUUUACACAGGGAUUAGUUAUUUUUUU